Suillus bovinus is the source of this 1522-nucleotide messenger RNA. RefSeq lists its product as uncharacterized. Gene Ontology annotation, biological process: protein monoubiquitination; DNA damage tolerance. The transcript is spliced from 7 exons. Bases 136 to 1308 code for a protein of 390 amino acids. The record is from RefSeq and is a predicted model, not a curated record. NCBI's taxonomy places the organism in Eukaryota, Fungi, Basidiomycota, Agaricomycetes, Boletales, Suillaceae. Gene Ontology annotation, cellular component: nucleus; Rad6-Rad18 complex. Gene Ontology annotation, molecular function: metal ion binding; single-stranded DNA binding; ubiquitin protein ligase activity.
ACCACAACGCGUUUCUAGUGUCAGAACCUUUUGCCUCUUUCUCCUUGGAACAUUUGGACGAGUUCUUUUAGCAUCAUUCUAUUCUUGAGAAUUUUUUUCUACGACAAAGUCGAAACACUCUUGCAACCGAGCUUCAUGCCCACGAAUAACGUUCAGGCUCUUCUUUCCACAAAUGUCCCAGAUCCGAGCGAUUUCCCUAUGUCAGACUUGCGACAACUGGAUGCGAGUCUGCGGUGCACAAUUUGCGGCGAAUUAUACGACGCACCCAUAACACUUUCCUGCGGGCACUGCUUUUGCUCACUUUGUAUUCGAGAACAUAUUGUCAAAGAAUCGGAGUGCCCGAGCUGCAGGAAAUCGACAAGUGAAGGACAAUUUAGGAUAAAUCCAGUUCUUGAGGAAGCAGUGAAUGCAUGGAAAACCGCACGGUCGACUAUUCUCCGGCUCUCCCGUGAAGAACAAGACCGUACCAAGAGGAAGCGAAAAGAACAAACACCCUGUCAGUCUCAAACCUCAUUGACCAACGGUAAGAAGCGCAAGCGCCGCAUCAGUUCAGUUUCUUCCGAUUCGGAUGUGGUUAUCGUACCCGGUCCUUCUAAUUCAAGUCAGCUUGCCUCAUCCCCGGUGCCAAGUAAAUCCAGGCGUUCGAGAAGGCAAGACAUGGAGCCUUCGUCGGAUCCACAAGAGGAAGAAAUGGUGCAAGGGGGUCAGAUGGUAAACUGUCCCGUCUGCAACAUGUCUAUUGUCAUCGGAGAUAUCAACACGCAUUUAGACUCGGGAUGCCAGAAAAAUUUAUUUAAUGCAUCCGGUGCUGCGACAUCCGGCGCCAAACAUCAAUGGUCAGAAUUAUUUUUUAAAAAAGGAAAGAGCAGGGACAACGGAAUUGGCGUGGACAUUGCAACGGAGCGCAUACCCAAGGCCUCGUAUGAUCUAUUGAAGGACAAACAAGUCAAAGACUUGUUGCACGCGCACAAUUUAUCUGUCCUCGGUGACAGGAAAAUGUGGAUCGCUCGACAUAAGCGCUGGGUCAUGAUUUUCAAUGCCAAUUUGGAUAAGUCUGUAUCUAACAGGAAGAAUACGAAAGAAUUACGCAACGAAUUGAAGAAUUGGGAAGAUAGCAGAAAGCGAAGACAUCUUGUGGAUAAUACAAGAACUCAUAUGUUGAAUAACCAAGGAGAGUUUGCACGGCUAAUUUCCGAAGCGCGGAAUAGCAAGGCUAGAAAAGACUCUAGUCCGACAAUCGGGCGGCAUCCUUGUCAAGAUGAUGACGUAGUUGCAGGUUCUGAAGAAGAGGAUCAACCACUCUCGUAAGCCAACUGUCCCUAUCCUACAGACAUGUAUUAUACGUUGUGUUUUGUCCUGCUUUUCGGCAGGUAGCGAGCGCGUGAUGUGGAUACAUCCCUUUCCCAGGAGCUGUGUGGGUAAUCAAUUUCCUUUUUUGACCCUCAAAUUUGGAUACGUUCAAGUGGUCCACUCAGUUUGGUUGGUGGUCGUGUGGUUCAAAACAAGGUACCUCCGUGGAGCC